Xiphias gladius (swordfish) is the source of this 5265-nucleotide messenger RNA. It is a transcript of the gene arfgap1, whose product is annotated as ADP-ribosylation factor GTPase activating protein 1. The record is from RefSeq and is a predicted model, not a curated record. NCBI's taxonomy places the organism in Eukaryota, Metazoa, Chordata, Actinopteri, Istiophoriformes, Xiphiidae. Gene Ontology annotation, biological process: regulation of ARF protein signal transduction; regulation of endocytosis. The transcript is spliced from 13 exons. Bases 257 to 1504 code for a protein of 415 amino acids. Gene Ontology annotation, cellular component: Golgi membrane. Gene Ontology annotation, molecular function: GTPase activator activity.
ACAGGAGGAGGAGGACGGGCUCCCAUGGUGCUCUGCACUGCCAACGUAUGCAAACAGGAACAUGGCUACCGGUGUUUAACAUCAACAGUCCAUUUUAAAACACACCUGUGUGACAGUAUAACAUUUGCUGUGCCUCCGCGACAGAAGCAAAAAAAAAAAAAAAAAAAAAAAGCCCUCGUAGAGUCGAUCAGCGGAGCCGGCAGACCCUCUGAAAACAGCGUCUUCUUGUUCAUCAAUCACAGACAGUAUAGGUCAAAUGGCGAGUCCAAGGACCAGAAGAGUUCUGAAGGAAGUGAGAACCGAGGAUGAGAAUAAUCUGUGUUUUGAAUGCGGGGCUUUCAACCCUCAGUGGGUUAGUGUGACCUAUGGCAUAUGGAUUUGUCUUGAGUGCUCUGGCAAGCACAGAGGCCUGGGAGUACAUCUCAGUUUCGUGCGCUCUGUCACCAUGGACAAGUGGAAGGAUAUUGAGCUUGAGAAGAUGAAGGCAGGAGGAAAUGGAAAAUUCCGUUUGUUUCUAGAACUCCAAGAUGAUUAUGAUCCCAACUGGACUUUACAAGAGAAAUACAACAGCAGAGCUGCUGCACUGUUCAGGGACAAGGUUGCAACCUUAGCAGAGGGUAAGGAUUGGUCUAUUGAGACAUCCCCUGCCAGAAACUGGACGUCUCCUCAGCCCAAGACGAGCCUUUCAUCCUCUCAUCGUUCUGGAGGACCUGGACAAAACUCAGCAAAAUCUAGCGACAAAGCUUUUGAAGACUGGUUGAGUGACGAUGUUAACUCUUAUCAGAGUGGAGGGGGUUACAGUGGGAAUCAAGAGAAUCGGUAUGUUGGCUUUGGUAACACGGUGACCCCGGAGAAGAAAGAGGAUGACUUCCUGAACAACGCCAUGUCUUCUAUUUAUUCAGGUUGGAGCACUUUCACUGUUGGAGCUAGCAAGUUUGCUUCUAUUGCUAAAGAUAAUACAACUAAACUAGCAAACCAAGCAACUUUAAAGGCCACAGAGUUAGGACAGACAUUAAAUGAGAAUGUUAUCAAACCUACCCAAGAAAAGGUGAAAGAUGGCAAAUUGCUAGAUGAAAUGACAGUCGGCAUCACUGGGCUGGCAAACAAGUUUCAGGGAGCUGGUGCAAAAUUGACUAACCUCUUCUCGGGAAAACCAGAAGAUGGGUCUGCUGGAGAAAGCUAUCAGAACAUGGAUGCCACUGAGGGAUACCAGGGCAGUUCAAGCCAGCCAGUCUCAAAGGACUUCUGGGAAACCUUUGGCAGCAACAGCUCCUUAAAGGCCAAGAAAUCUCCCAGCAGUGACAGCUGGACCAUCGCAGAUAAUUCCGCAAAGAAGAGCUCUGACAGUUGGGACAAUUGGGGCUCCGAAGCAGCGUCCAACAACAAACACAGCACAGAGGAGAGUUGGGAGGCCUGGGACAACAACUGGGAAAACGCGGAUGGUAAGACGAAGAAGAGUCCCACAAAACCUGCUGAGGACACCUGGGGUAAUGCAGACUGGUAGUGACCUCAUAACCAUACAUCUCACCUUUUUCCCUUUUUCUGGCCUUUUCCCUCUGUGUGUGUCUCUCUCUCUCUCUCUCUCUCUUUCUCUUUCUCUUUCUUUCUCUCUCUCUCUCUCUCUUCAUCUCACUGGCACUUUCAGGGAAGAGCUGCCUCCGCUGAGUUCCUAAGUCAAUCCAUUCAAAAAUAUAUUUAUUAUACACCCAAGAAACAAUGAAUGAAGCCCAGAGUUAGAUUGAGCUCAUUAGUAAAUGAAUAUUCUUAAAAAAUACAACUAUAUUGACUUGCAGUCAUGUAUAUUAUUGUAGAUUACCUUCAUCAAAGGGAAUUACGAUGAAUCGGUGUAGAUAUGGUCAUAAAUUUACUGCCUGGACGCCCCAAAUAUAAUACUGGUGAAUAAGAUAGUGUUCAUACUGUAUAAUGGGUUUAAUGAUACUGGUUUUCAAUUCACAACAUAAAAAAUGACGCAUGAGAUAGAGAAUCUGACAUUGUAAAUACGAAUCCUUGUAAAUACAGUAUGAUUGACUAAACACUAAUCACAUUCAUUUCUGUGUGUUGGAUCAAAUUGACUUACUCUUCCCCUAGACUGUUGGCACAUUUUGUUUUUGUAAAAUUGAUUUUGAAAAGCAUUUUUGAUAGAAUUGAGCCAUUUUCUUACUGUAGUCAUAAAAUGUUGUAAUGUAACAAAUUGGCUAUCAUUAAUCAAAAUCUGGGUGGAUAUGUCAAUUUAAGAUUAAACAAUCUAAUAUGUAAUAUGGGCUUUAUUACUUUUAUAUUUUUUUUUUCUUUUGUUUUUUGUUUUUUAUUAAAAUGUGCAAAUAGUCAAAGGGUUUUAUCAUGUUACCAGGACCAGAAAAUUCUACAACAGGAUGCUUAGAAGUUGCUUUAGGAUUAAUUGAUGUAUCACAGUGAUGUCAUGAAGACAGGCUGACUUACACAAGUUACAUUUUUAUCAAAAUGGAUGUACUUAAUAUCAGACAGAUGAUGAUGCAAUUCCCAUUCAAAUACAGUCAUUCCAAAGGUCUUCAGUGACAGAUAAAAUAUUCUUAAAAGCACAUCCCCAACAUCAUAUUAUUUUUGUUGUUGUUAUGCAUCCCCACAAGUAAUGAUUUAUCACAUACUCCUUUUUUACUUCACAGCUAAAAUUGGGAUCUUUGCAAUAAUAUGCCUUAUAUUUGUUUGAUUUUCUUUAUCUGAUCUUAAAGCUGACUGAUAAUGUUUCAAAUUAGAGUUCACACAGUCAGGACAGGCUGUACUCAACUGCUUUAAAGUGGUUUAAACCAGGCUCACGCUGGGCCAGGCAUUAUGACAAACAUGCAUUCUCCAACUGAGUCUUAGAAACCGCAAGUAAUGGCUCAUAUUAUGAAAGAAACUUGUUGGACAUUAGUGGUAGUUUUAUUCAUAAUUACCGAACUUUAUUUUGAAGACCCACACAUUUUGGAUAUUUUACAUAAUUGGAGUUUAAAGAUUAUAUAUAGUUUAUUGUAGAUAAUUUCACAUAGAAUUUAAUGAUUGCUGGGUUAUCUGCUAUACGUAUUAUAUGCGAAUUGUGUUUAAAUAAUUAGACACAGAUGGGAACUGUAGACUUUAGAUUGUUACCUGCAUGGUUUUGUAACUGCCGAACCUGUGAGCCUGUAACUUGUGACCUCAGCUGAACUGACAGGUCGUGUGUAAAUUUCAUCUCAUGUGAAGCAACUCUGUGUGAACUGUUCUCUACAUCUGUGUCAAUGCCCCUUGGUUGUUAUGUAUUGUGAGGGCUUGGUGUCACAGAUGUCUUCACACUCCUAUUAAUAUUUGAAUGGUGGAGUAAUAUUAAUGUGGCUCAAUAUAUGCUGGAUGCUUAGAUGGUCAUACUGUAGCUGUCAAAACACUUGUUAUGAAUGAAUUAAAUCAACCUAGUGCAUCCCUCAGUCCCUCAGUCAGAUUAAAUGGCAGCUACACCUACACUGCUCAUUGUAGAUACAAGUAUAUCAUGAAAAACUCAUUGUUUUAACAAGUAGAAAUGCAAUCAGUGUGAAAUCGAAUAUGGAGCCUAUUAGUCUUGGAAUCUUAAAAUUUAAAUGAGCUGUCGAAGUUUAGAAUGAGGCCAAAUUUAUAGCACCUGCCUUCCCUAUGUGGCCUUUAAUUCCCUAUAACAGAGUGUUGCGACUUUGUCCUACUGUUAAUGACUGUUAUGUUGAAUUUGUUUGUAUAUUUAGUAAUCUACAGAUGCUCAGUCUUCAUAAGUGAUGCAAAGCGCUCAAACUAAAUUCAAGUUAGAUUCAAUUGAACCAAUUUCAACAGAGUUCUGGCUUUGAUUUGUCUAAAUUAGUUUGAACUUUGACAAUAGAGUCUAAAGUUAAUGAAAUUUUAACAUGCUUAUUUUGCAUCUAAUUCUUUGAGGCUUGGUGUGUGCGCUCAUUGGCCAGAAGUCAGUAAUUAGCCGCUCAGUAAUCAGAGUAGUGUGCCAGUGCAAUAUAGCUGCUGGAUUGCUUGUUAUUAGGGUGUUAUACCAUUUUGCUGGACUUCUGUUGUUGGUCAUUGGGCUUCAUAAUAGGCAAAGAUGACAUUUUACUAUCACAGGUUUUGACUAGUGAAGGAUAACUCCUGGGGACUUUAUUCCAUUACCAUUUCCUACCUCCAAGAAGUCUUCAGUUUACAGAUGCGUACCCAGUAGUGAACGUGUUUUUUGUUUUCUCUUAACCUUUCAGCAUGGUUUUGAUGUAGACCUUAUUAUAGCAGGCUUGGUUUGCUGUGACUCAUUUUGUCUUUGUAACAGCAAAGCAGUGUGUAACAGCAAACAGCAAAGAUUGGUCCACAGUGUUGCUGUGUUUUUUUCAGUGACAACGCAAUGAUGUAAAAAAACAAACAAACUGAUCACUCCUGGAACAUUUGUGUCACUUAACCUCUGCAGUCAUCGUCCUCAUGUAUGGUCAUGUGUUAAAUGCCUUAAAAAGCUGUGUUUGCUUUCUGUUGAUACUGAUGUUGGUUGGCUUGUGUGUCAUGUACAUGUCAUGUAGGUCAUCAUCUAAAAUAAUGUCAAAUUAUAAAUUGUAACCCUCAACUUCACUUUUCAUAACUGAAACCUUGUCAGUUAUUUUGUAUUUUUCUUUUUAUUUUAUAAUGUAUGACAUAAAACAUAGAAAUUGCCAGGAAAUAAAUUGAAGACUUUGUGCUCUAAUAUCGAACAGUUUACAAAGGGAAAUUACUGAACAGUCACUUGUCUGAAAUCUGUAAGAGAGCUUGUAGUUCAAAAAUACCAUAGUUUCACUUUUGGUGAAUAUUUUUUUGGGGUUACUGGUACACAUCAUUCAUGGUUAAAUUGCAGAAUGUGUUAUUGAAUGAAAUGCAUCCAAUAGAUUUUGAGUUCAGGUGAUGAUUAUUACUUUAAAAAAAAAAAAAAAAAUCUGAUGUACUUUUGCCACAUAAUCUGAAUCUAAUUCUAAACUUCAAUUUUCCAGAGCAACAGUUUAGCUCAGUGUCUGUGCCUGUCGAACAUUUGAGAUUGGGUAUGUCUCUGUUUAUGAUGAAACUGUUAUGUCAGAAAUACUAUUUUUGAUGUUAUGCAUGAGAUGUAACGUGGAGCUAAAUACAUUCAGCUGUUUUUUGAUUUUCAAAAGUUGUUUCCUCAGUGAAUUGAAGUGCAAUUGUCUGCUUGCCCCUUCAAGUUUCACCAGCAGCCAUUCCUCGAGGUGAGCCAGUGUUACAUACUCAGUUGAAGCUAUGGAUAUUCUUCCUGUAAACAUGGUUUCUGUGUUAAAUAAAAAUGUAUUGUGAUGUGAA